UAUUGAUGUGCGAUACCCAUCAGUCAAUACAGUGAUUUCCAUUCCUUCCCCCCACAUCCCCUGCCGUAGUAUUCAGCACAGCAGUAGCGGCUGACUAUACUAUUAGCAUAGCUAGACUACAAGCAAUCAGGUUGACUGCUCUUCGCAGGUACUCUCCAGACAAUCUCCAGUUGAGAGCACCGUUGCCGUUGAACGUGUCGGCACUGGCGUGUUGACCAAGGCAAGGUUGUUGGCACGGUUUGCACAGAAUCUCGAGGAGAAAUAGGCAGUGAGGAUUGCGGAAACGCUUCCUGUUUCAAGAAGGCUUCACAGAGGACACCGGCGGGGCGGAUUGCCCCAGAACAUCGUCAGCAGAGCAACGAGAUGCCACUCUCAACAGCCUUGAGCUUCGUCGCCGUGGGAGCGUGUUGGGGGUGCACCACUCCUUUCAUUAAAGACGGGACCUCAAGCAAAUUGGAGCCCGACACUCAGCAACAGCCGACGACCAAGGAGAACAAUCGACUCGGGAAGCUCUUCGGCCCCCUUCGAAGUCUGGCUUCGGUGAAGGCCGCGAUACCCUUCUUGCUCAAUCAGUCCGGGUCCACGCUUUUCUACUAUCUUCUCAGCUCCCAAGACAUGUCUACAGCCGUGCCUGUGUGCAACGCGCUGUCGCUCGUCUUCACCGCCGCCACCGCCAUGGCGCUAGGGGAGACGAUGGACCAUCCACUUCGAACGGUGUCGGGCACUGUCCUUGUGCUGAUGGGACUCGCCGUUUGUGUCGCCAGCAAGGCGCAGCUAUUGAGAUUGGUUCCAUGAAGAACCGUUGCCACGAGAUGUUGCAAGGCAGUGGUGUGCCGCAUACGCCCAUGGCACUGUGUAGAUAUUUGCUGUGUCGAAUGGGCUUGUCAACACCGGAUCAGACGUUUGAAAAUCCCUUGCCGCUUUUUUUGUGUUGUUUGAUUUGUGCCGGCGGCAGAGGUUACUUUCGGAUCGUUUUAGAUGGUGAUGUGGGGUAAGGGAGCGAGAUGCAUGGAAGAACCGAUAGUAAUUUUAACAGCAUACGUAGUGUUUUGCACCUUGUUU
Messenger RNA from Ectocarpus sp. CCAP 1310/34, 1062 nucleotides. NCBI's taxonomy places the organism in Eukaryota, Phaeophyceae, Ectocarpales, Ectocarpaceae. The record is from the annotation of a GenBank genome assembly.